Molecule: messenger RNA, 673 nt
Organism: Hibiscus syriacus
Lineage: Eukaryota; Viridiplantae; Streptophyta; Magnoliopsida; Malvales; Malvaceae
Product: remorin-like
Exons: 4
Coding region: 1-561 (186 amino acids)
Source: RefSeq, a predicted model, not a curated record
AUGACCGAGGUUGAAGAUCCCAAGAAGCUUGAACCCGAACCCCCCUCUGAUCCCCCGCCGCCUGCUCCCGAUGUCGUCCAAGAAAAGGUCGCUAUUCCACCACCACCUCCUACUGAAGAAAAGCCUGUCCCCCUUUGGCUGUAUAUGUCAGAGGCAGAGGCAGAGAAGGAAAGCACGGAGGGGUCUGUUGGUCGAGAUGCAGUGCUCGCUAGAGUUACGACUGAGAAGCGAGUCUCACUAGUUAAAGCUUGGGAAGAGAGCGAGAAAAGCAAAGCUGAGAACAAAACUCAAAAGAAACUUUCAUCUAUAGCUGCAUGGGAGAAUAGCAAGAAAGCAGCUCUAGAAGUCGAGUUGAGAAAGACUGAGGAAAAGCUAGAGAAGCAGAAGGCGGAGUAUGUGGAGAAGAUGAAGAAUAAGAUAGCUUUUAUCCACAAGGAAGCUGAAGAGAAGAAGGCAAUGGUUGAAGCCAAGCGUGGGGAAGAUGUUCUCAAGGCCGAAGAAUUGGCGGCGAAGUACCGAGCCACCGGAACUACUCCCAAGACCAUUGUUGGUUGCUUUUGAGCACUCCAUUUCCUAGUGAAGAUUGCUUUAUAUUGUGAAUCAUUUAGCCAUUGGUCAUUGUUCAUUGUGCAGUGCGUGAUCUGUAUGUAUUUGUGUGUGUCUAGGGUACUGU